AAUAAAUAAGAAGAUAUUACAAUGAAGAAAAUGCUUAUACAGGUGUUUGGCUUUUUGAUAUCCACUGUUGGUUGGUUUUUAGUGUGCUGCACGGUGGGAAUGGACUACUGGAGAGUUACCUACAUAGGGGGUCAAGGAGGCUCCUGGAUCAUAAAGGCUGCAUGGUACUGGUCCACCCUUUGGAGAGACUGCUAUAUAGACUCCAGUGGUGUGUCUAGCUGCAAGGACUAUGACACCAUGUGGGAUGUGAACCCUACAAGUAGGACAGAGCAGGGAUCGAUACAGGCUGUGCGGGCUUUGUUGCUUGUUGGGAUGUUUCUGGGACUUUUCGCCACCAUAUUUUGUUUUUUUGGGAUGGACUGCACAUAUAUCGGUGGACAGGAGAAAACCAAGUACAAAAUAUUACUAUUAGGAACUGUUCAUCAUUUUGCUGGUGGAAUGUGCUGCUUUGCUGCUUAUUGCUUAUUCACAGGUAGACUGGGCACAGUAGCAUUUACACGCAUGGCUGAUGCACGUCUCUUAAGGUAUUACAUCGGUACUCCAGUAUUGUUUGGUUUGAUAGGCAGUUCUUGCAUAAUUCUGAGCUCUGUUCUGUAUGCUGUGACUUUCUACAGUGUCCUCACAGGAAAUAGAGAGAUGGACAUUUCAGCUUCAAGAAAAUACAUUGCUCCUAAGACACACAAGACAUACAAGAAGAAAGGUCAAACAUUUUACAUCAGAGACGAUGCAAGAUCAAUUCAAUCAAGGUCCUUCAUCCAAUCAAGUAGCCAAGUGUCAAGAAGUUCUAUAAUUCAGGCUGACAGAGACACUUUUGUUUGAAUGUUGAAGCAUGGACGAUACUUCCAACGCUUACAUUUUACUUGCUACCAUUAGAGGUGGAAAGUAACAAAUAAGUAUAACAAAUGUGUACUUGUUACAGUACUUAUGUAAAAAUUUAUUGUAAAAAAAAAAUAGUCUACACACCCGUUUUAAAUUUCAGGUUUUUAUAAUGUAAAAAUGAAACCAAGAUUAAAUCAUGUCGGAUUUCUAAUGUGAUACAGUAGCCAAGAAAAUUAAAGUGAAAAACAAAUAGAAACAUACAUCUGUCAUCAAUGAAGUGAUUCUGAUUAACACCACAUACUGUAAAGGUCAGCUUUUUCUAGUCAGUAAUGACAGUAUAAUAGAAUACAUUUUAGGAGAAGAGAAGGGAAAUACAACAGAACAGAAUGACACACACACAUCUAUCUAUCUAUCUAUCUAUCUAUCUAUCUAUCUAUCUAUCUAUCUAUCUAUCUAUCUAUCUAUCUAUCUAUCUAUCUAUCUAUCUAUCUAUCUAUCUAUCGAUGUAAAAUUGUAUACAAAUGUGUCCGCACACAUUCUGUAUAUAACUGAAUGACAAUAUGAGAAUUAUCACUGUAUAGGAUAGAAAGCAUUAUGAAGAUGUAGAACAGAAUACAACAAACUACUAUAAGUAUUUUAUAUUGAUUAGGAUAGAUAUUUAUGAUAAGAUCAUAGAAUAUACUACAAGAGAAAACAAGGGAAUUUGACAGAAUAGAGUAGAAUGCAUUAUGAUAGAAUAGAAUAUGAUACAUUGAGCGGCUACAAUUAUUGACACCUAAAUGAUCUUUGGGCCACUGCAAAAGUAGAACAGACUUUCAGUACAUAAAUUGUGCAUGAUUAAUUAAUCAAACUUCCACUGGAAAAAAAAAGUUGAUUCCCGAUUACUUAGCAUAUCAAAUCAUGUGACACCGUUCCACAAUUAGACACCUUUGUCUACAGUUGACACCAUUCCACAAUUUUCGACAUCCAGAUGAUUUUUUUUUUUUUAAAUUGGUAUGUGGUAUUAAGUGAACAAAAUAGUUUUUAUUUAAAAAUUUGUUUUACAUAGACUUAUAUUUAGUACAAGAUGUCUUUUUAUAUAAAUAUAUCGAUGUCGGUGCUUAUAUAAAUGAGGAAGUAAUUCUAAUGUUUGUAAACAAAUGAACUGAUCAUGUUUGACCUGUGUCAGAAAAUCUUUGUUCCACUUUCUACCCACUUUCUAAGUAUUUUUGUAGAUCACAUUUUGUUAAUAAUUUGUUGUUUGUAUUAAUUUCUAGUUUUGUAGUUUACCAAUAAAUUUCAACAGGCAAUUGACAUUGUAACCACAUAAAAAUCCAGGUCAAAGUCACAUGUCAUUCCUCAAACCAAAAUAUAUUUUUACAUCUAAAAAUAAAAAAAAAUUCUACUGA
Molecule: messenger RNA, 2207 nt
Organism: Neoarius graeffei (lesser salmon catfish)
Lineage: Eukaryota; Metazoa; Chordata; Actinopteri; Siluriformes; Ariidae
Gene: cldn10l2
Product: claudin 10-like 2
Exons: 5
Coding region: 22-819 (265 amino acids)
Biological process (GO): bicellular tight junction assembly; cell adhesion
Cellular component (GO): bicellular tight junction; plasma membrane
Molecular function (GO): structural molecule activity
Source: RefSeq, a predicted model, not a curated record